UAAAUUUUAAGAAAACUAUAAAGAAGUAUCUAGAAAGAUCCCUACUCCACCAUAUUUUGGCUUCUCCAUUUCACUACAAAUCCCCAAUUUCUCAAACCCUAAUCAGCAGAGAAGAAGUGUAACCGCAUCUGAGCUUUGUGGUUGCGGCAAUGGCGGAACACUUGGCAUCGAUAUUCGGAACGGAGAAGGACCGGGUGAAUUGCCCGUUCUACUUCAAGAUCGGCGCGUGUAGGCACGGGGAUCGGUGCUCUCGCCUCCACACGAAGCCGAGCAUAAGCCCCACCAUUCUGCUCUCCAACAUGUACCAGCGCCCCGACAUGAUAACUCCCGGCGUCGACGCCCACGGCCACCCCAUCGACCCUCGCAAGAUCCAGGACCACUUCGAGGAGUUCUAUGAGGAUCUCUUCGAGGAGCUCUCCAAGUACGGCGAAAUCGAAAGCCUCAAUGUCUGCGACAACCUCGCCGACCACAUGGUGGGGAAUGUAUACGUUCAGUUCAGAGAGGAGGAGCAUGCUGCCAAUGCUGUUAGAAACCUCACUGGAAGGUUUUAUGCCGGUAGGCCAAUCAUCGUUGAUUUUUCGCCGGUGACGGAUUUUCGAGAAGCUACUUGCAGGCAGUACGAGGAGAAUACAUGCAACCGCGGUGGCUAUUGCAACUUCAUGCAUUUGAAGAGAAUUAGCAGGGAUUUGAGACACCAAUUAUUUGGGAAGCACCAUAGAAGGCACAGCAGAAGCAGAAGUAGGAGUCCUUACAGGCAUCGGAGCCAUGAGGAGCGGUCCCAUCGUAGUCAUAGCAGAAAGCACGAUGAUAGGGACCACCAUCACGAGAGUCGAAGCAGGAGACACAAGAGCACGAGUCCUGAGCAUAGGAGAGGAAGAAGUCGAAGUCCUGGUCGUAGGAGGCACCGUAGUCCAGUUAGAGAUGGCAGUGAGGAGAGGCGUGCCAGAAUUGAGCAGUGGAACAGGGAGAAGGAAGAGCAGGAUCCUGGAAACAAGACUAAAGCUGUGGACAUCGACAAUGGUAACAGUGGGCACUCUCUUAAGGCUAGCAAAUUUCAUGGGCAUCAGCAUCAAGAGCAGGAACAGCAAUCUCCAAAUGAGGCUUAUUGAUCUGCAUAUGUUAUUAUGGUGGUGCAGGUACACUAAUCAACACCAUACAUGAAGACUAAUGAACGACCGGUUUCAACUCUUUCGUAGGGGUUUUUAAUUCAAUUAGUUAUUCUUUUAUUUUGGUCCGUGGAAAAUUGAAACAGUAUGAUGUUACGCUGUUAUGAGUUUUGCAGGUUCAGGUAUCCCUGCAUAUAAAGAAACGAAGUUAAUUCCAGUUUACCAUGGAAUGUGUACAGGUUGAUUCUUCUUGGUAUGCUCUUUGGAGGAUGUUUUAAUGAGUCUUUCAGCUGGCAACUAAUCGUGUAGGAGUAGGAUGAAUGAGAAAACUUCUGUCAUUUGCAGGCUGAGGAAGAUGCUUUUCUUUUCUUUUAUGGAAUAUUAGUAUGUGUAUUGGUUACCAACUUUUGAACUUGAUUUCCCGUUUCUAAAAUUGUUUCUUUUA
Messenger RNA from Vigna umbellata (rice bean), 1551 nucleotides. Lineage: Eukaryota; Viridiplantae; Streptophyta; Magnoliopsida; Fabales; Fabaceae. The record is from RefSeq and is a predicted model, not a curated record.